Molecule: messenger RNA, 1032 nt
Organism: Aureobasidium namibiae CBS 147.97
Lineage: Eukaryota; Fungi; Ascomycota; Dothideomycetes; Dothideales; Saccotheciaceae
Exons: 1
Coding region: 1-1032 (343 amino acids)
Source: RefSeq, a predicted model, not a curated record
AUGCCCUUCCACCUCGAGAGCAGGAUCAACGACGUUUACCGAAGCUCAACAGCAACACUCCGGUGUGUUGAAGAGGGCCCUUCUGAGCUAUCAGCGGUUGCGCUUGAUGUCAGACAUCUGUCAGAGACUAUCGCGCUCUUUGCAGAUGCGACUAACCCGUCCGUCGCUCUCUUCGACAUGGCUACAAGAGAGCAAGCGUCAGAACUCUGGAGCGCUCUCGAAGCAUGCGAUCGCAACUUGACAAACAUUCGCAGCAUCUGGACAUCAUUCGCCCAGCUUGACUGGCAAGAGAGAUCACUAUUUGUAGCGGAUGCAUCUUUGUCAAAGGGAGGAUUGCGAUACUUGCAAUCGAAGCUUGUGAGCUAUGCCACUACACUCAAAAGUCUGCUAGUGAGCUUCAAAGUCUCGUCAACGACACUGAACUGGCCACCCAAUCUUGAUGUCCUUGGCAAUAUCCAGGCGGAGCUUUUGGCCGAAGGAGUACAGAUCGAUCACCUGCAGAAUCGCCAUAAUGAGAUAAAAGCGUAUGUCCGGUCGCUUGCUGUUGGUGAAGUUGGCGUACCUUUGCACGCCAGCUUCAGGUCAGACCCACCACAGACGAGUGGUCCGCCACCAAUGUUCGCGAAGUCAGAGAGACGGAGUUCUGCUACGACCAUGCCAACAAGCCGCCACGUUACAGACUUGGUAGACCAAUUCUCUUCGCUAUUCGAACCACGCGCAAUGCGCCGACCAUGGCUUGUUGGAAUAAUCAUCGCGGACAAUCUACCGGAGCAGUUAACCGAGAAAGCAGCAGUGAUCGAGACCAAGCGAAGAGCAUCAGUACCCUCCACGUAUCCUGCAGCAGUUGCACGCAAAGACUCCAUGGUCCCUACUGCAACAUCUUUUGUCUCGCGCUUGUCUACAGCAAUGGCGAAUAUGGCAUUCUCGGUCAGUCUGCAGAACAAACCUUAUAGCUCGCGGCCACCACCACCACGGUCAUCUUCUGCUGUGUUUAGAGGGUUGGCGAAUGAGGAACGUGCUACGGGUGACUGA